Messenger RNA from Juglans regia (Persian walnut), 2421 nucleotides. RefSeq lists its product as uncharacterized. NCBI's taxonomy places the organism in Eukaryota, Viridiplantae, Streptophyta, Magnoliopsida, Fagales, Juglandaceae. The coding region runs from base 732 to 2333 and encodes 533 amino acids. The record is from RefSeq and is a predicted model, not a curated record. The transcript has 4 exons.
CCAAGGGAAAGUUGAGAGUUAAGUGCCUGGCAUGCAAAGCUAUGGAGGCUCUUGGUUAAGUCAGCCCACAAACAAUCAAACUCGCUUUGUCUUCAAGCUACAGUCGAUCCUUGAGCUCUAUGCAGAACUUCUUUCCUUCUGUCAUAGGACCUUUUUAAUUUUUCUCUUGUACCUUUUUAUCUAUCUUGGCUCUUUAAGCUCUCUUUCUCAGGUACGUACUUGUCUCUUUCUCCCUCAGAUUAAUAUUUGUGGUCAAUCCCUGCCAUAUCAUAGCAACACAUGCAGAUUAUAGUUUAUAGUUUAUACCUUUUUUUCCAUGGAAAACAGCUAUACCCUUAUAUUUUCCCUAUUCUUGUUUGUUUUCCUUUCUGUCUAUGAAGAUAGCCUUAUGUAGUCAUGUUGUUUCACAUUGUAUGGUUUUUUUCCAGUUUCUGAUCUGCAAACAAUUUAAAACCUUUUUUUUCCUUUAUUAAUGGAAUUUCAUCGCGAAAACCACACACUUGAACAAAGCUUUUAAAUAACAGGAAGCUAUAAACAAGAUGUUUUAAUCCAAUUUUGCUAGGAAAACCUUAAGGAACAAAAGAAAUGCAUAGCAUCUGUAUGUAUAUCAUGUACAAGGUAAAGUUCCUGGAAUAAAUAGAGAACUACUCUUAUUAUUUAGCCACGAACUUAAAUGUAUCAAUCAGACAAAACAUUACAGAUUUGGAUAAUCAGAAGAGGAGGUAAAAAGAAUGGCAUCGCUCACUCCAGGAGUACUACUAAAGCUUCUUCAGGGUAUAAACUCCAAUGUAAAGGUUCGAGGAGAAUAUCGAUCCGUUCUACUACAAGCCAUCAGCAUUGUGCCUGCCUUAACCGGAUCUGACCUGUGGCCUAACCAUGGCUUCUUCAUAAAAGUCUCUGAUUCCUCUCACUCGACAUAUGUCUCACUUUCAAAGGAAGAUAAUGAGCUCAUCUUGAACAACAAGUUGCAACUCGGCCAGUUUUUCUACGUGGAUAGGAUGGAAGCAGGAACACCAGUUCCUAGUCUUGUUGGGGUGAGACCAGUCCCAGGACGACACCCUUUUGUGGGGAAUCCAAAGGAUCUCAUGCAAAUGUUAGAGCCGUCAGAGUGUCCAGUCCAAUCUGGUGACGAAGGACUAGAUGGUACAAAAUUGAGGGAGUUAUUGGCCGAAGUAAAGGGCGACAGCCCGAGACAGAAAAUUGUUAUCAAAGAGGAGAAGGCAAAGGUCGCAUCUAGGUACAUGCAGGGUGUUUUGGCACCAAAUAAUGCUAAAGCAAGUGGAGUGGAUUCGAAUGGAGGCGAGAAGAGCAAUGAGAAUGAGAAUGUUGGGGCAAGUAAGAAGGUUGGAACGGUGAAAGGAAAGCAUCAAGAGCUGAAAGGUCAGACACGCUCGAUGACUCCUUCCCGAAAUCUAGCUAAUGCACUUUCAUCAAAGCCAGACGCUGCUGCAUCUGACAAAGAGAUAGCACUUUCUUUUAAGAGCACUCCUGCAAAACGCACUUCAAGUAAACAGGAAAACAUGAACUUGAAUUGUUUGUCGAACAAUAAAGAUAAAAACCCUUCACCUGAGGCAGCUGCAUGGGCUUCUCUGCCUGCUGGUCUUUUGAAGCCAGGAAAGGGAAUGCUUAGAAGGAGAAAUUUAGCUUCUUUCGUUGCAGCAGAAGCUCAGAAGCAGGCAGCCACGGCUGCAACUCUGGUCAUGUGCCUCAGUAUGUUUGCUGAUCUCUGCUCAUAUGCCUCGUUGGAGAACCCCCACCUGUAUCUUACCAAGUUCUUCACACUCUAUCAGCUGCUUGAACAACCGAAUGCAGCAACUCCUUUAAAGGAUAAGUCACUUCAGUUAUCAGCUCUCCUAUCUGUUCCAGACAUGGACAAAACUGGCAAAAAGGCUGGUCCUAUUCAUGGUAAAAGUAUGUUGAAGUCUCCAAAGGCUCCUAUUGAUUUAAGUGGGGCUGAGAAAUUAGAAUGGGCUAAAUGGGAUGAUGCAAGAGAGAUCAAAGACCUGAGAGAGGUUCUGUUAAAUGAAACAAGAUCUUGGUUUUUGAAAUUCUUGGAGGGGGCAUUGGAUGUUGGGUUUCGUGUAGUUACCCAGGAGAAGAAAGGUAAGGACCGUGCAGGACAACAAAUGGAGCCAGACAACCAUAUUGCUGUCACAUUAUCACAGCUUAAGCAUGCGAAUGAGUGGUUGGAUAAACUGAGAAGCAUAUUGAGGUCAGAGAAUGAUGGGAUGCUGGAGAUUGUUGAGCGGUUGAAGAAGAAAGUUUACACUUGUUUGCUUGUCCAUAUAGAGUCUGCAGCAUCAGCUCUGGAGAAUCGCUCUCAUCGUGGUUGAUUCAAGAAAGAUUAAUGUUUUAGAAUUUUAUUUAUCUUCUGGUAUUUUAUGAAUAACUUAUUAUUAAGGUUAUAUGGAUUUCUAACUA